This is a messenger RNA of Phaeodactylum tricornutum CCAP 1055/1, 1895 nucleotides long. RefSeq lists its product with no specific name. Gene Ontology annotation, molecular function: transcription corepressor activity. Gene Ontology annotation, biological process: DNA repair; chromatin remodeling; negative regulation of transcription by RNA polymerase II. The coding region runs from base 54 to 1895 and encodes 613 amino acids. Lineage: Eukaryota; Bacillariophyta; Bacillariophyceae; Surirellales; Neidiaceae. Gene Ontology annotation, cellular component: Swr1 complex; NuA4 histone acetyltransferase complex. The transcript has a single exon. The record is from RefSeq and is a predicted model, not a curated record.
CUACGAACAUAAACCGAUUCUUUUCUUAGGUUCCUAACACCUUUUUCCUUACCAUGGCGGAUGUGGCGCAAAUCUUGGGCGUUGGAGGUCCGAAACAGACUGCCUCGAAUGGACCACCACCGCCGGUUCCUUCCCAUCACCAACCCAGCCGAGCUAUGCAGAUGCAGGGAAUGUCUCGACAAGUUGUGGGGGUCUUGGCUGGAAAACAGGAUCCUGCAUCGGCUGAUCUUCCCCCAGGGGUACCCGCAUUUCCAAUCAAUACCAAGGCGGGAGACAAGACGGCUGGUCAAGAGGGCUUGAUCAAGGUUGGGAACAAGUGGAUUUCCAAGUCCAAGCCGGCACGGAAAUGGACAUGGGCUCCGUUCGCCUCUAGUAGUAGAACAGACGGUGCUCUCUUUCACCAUUGGGUUCGUGCAAAUGUGGAGUAUCCCGACUACCCCUUUGCUCGCUUUGAUAUACAUCUCGACCCAGUCACAUAUUCGGAUGACGAGUACAAUCGCUUUCUCAAGAGCGACGCUUGGACGAGAAGUGAGACUGAUCACCUGAUGGAUCUUUCUAGACGUUUUGAAUUGCGAUGGCCUGUAGUGCACGAUCGGUGGUUGGCGCUGUUUCAGGAACCGUCAGACGGCGACGCUCGAAAAAUUGAGGAUCUACAGCAUCGAUACUACGAAGUGGCUGCGAUACUGACACAGAACCGCAUUUCCCAAGAAGCCGCCGCCGAGGCAAAAGCGUUAGCAGUGUCACAACCAGAUCCAUCGGAAGAUCCAAAAGCUGCAGCUGAUCAGCUAUUGAUCGAGACUGCCGCGGCGCGUGCCCUAGCGAGUUCUGAUCCUAAACAUCAACCGCUUAUGCACAACCUCGGUUCGGGGACAUCAAACAAGGUAUUUGAUUUGAACUACGAACGUGAAAGGAGAACUCAUAUGGAAGCUUUAUGGAAUCGUACCAAAGAAGACGAAGCAGAAGAAGCUGAAUUGCGUAAGGAACUCAAAUUUGUCGAGGCGCAGCUGCGCAAGGUAAAGAAAGCUGGUGGUCAUAUCCUGGCGGCCGCCGCUGGAGGCGGCAACAAGCUGUCGAAUGAUGCGUCUUCCAGAAACCCGUCGCGUUCGGUGACACCAGUCCCCAGUGCUGUUGCUGGAGCUGCCAUUAAUUCGGCUGCAUUAAACGAUGCAUUUGCGUCAACCGCACCCACACCCAUGCCACAAACACCAUACCUUCAGUCAGGGCGUCUUACACUGCCAGCAACAGGUGGUGGUGUUGGUCUCAAUAAAACACUUGUCUCUAGGAUGCAAGCAAUCUUAGUAGAUAUGAAGGUCCCUGUACAACCGAUCGCCACCAAACGCGUGUGCGACAUGUACGAUUCCGUUCGAAAAGACGCACUGACUCUGCUCAUUCUCCAAAAGAGUGCACUCCAAAAAGAAGGCCUCGUUGAGAGUAAGAGACUCAAGUUGGCGAAGAUGGGCGGUAACGUACGGGUAGUCCAAGAAGAGACUUUGAUGGGUAUAACUCCGUUACCCUCUUCGGUACCGAGCGUGACAAAUCGCAGCAAAAGUAGCAAAAAUUCUAAGACAAGCAAACCCAAAGGAACUGCAGGCUCAGCCGGAGCUGGCAAAAAGCCAGGAACUUUGAAGAAACCGACAGGGGAGAGCAAGCCUGAUACAAAACAAACACCUCCUGGCGGUAAGCAAGUCCUGGCUGGUGGUAUACCGACAAAAAAGACUGCGCCGAAACGAAAGCGCAAAGCUGAGGUCAAAACACCGCCUCCAUCAGGGACCACGGCAACGACAACAAGUUCCGGCGUUUCUGCUCCCAAGGGGUCUGCGACGAAGCCGGCGGUUGACCCCAGCAUCGGCGAGGCAAAAACAUCCGCAAAAAAGCGACCUAAGAAAUCUGCUUGA